UCGAUUCGUACGCAAGACUUUGUCGACCGUGCCAAAAAAUUUAGUCUCUAUUAUCAAUAUACAAAGUCAUAGAAAUAUAAGCACUGUACACUGGAAACACACCAGGUAGAGGCUUACCCAGAUAUAAUAGUAGCAUGCAAAGAACUGUUUCAUUCAUCAAUGCGUGUCUUUGCAUAUGAGACGGCCUGCUAAAUAAACCAUCUUGUGCGCAACUGAUUAGAAAAUAUGGUCCGGAAAGUGGUAUUUGCGUUCCCUCUCGUUUUAAGCAUCCUGCUCUGUUCUGUUGAGAGUAGAGGAACACCCUUCGUGGACACCCAGAAUGGUCGAAUCUUGGGUAGGACCAUCAAAGUCACACCUUGGCAGUUUCCAGAUAGUGAGACCAUUGUGGUGGAGGCAUACACCAAGAUCCCUUAUGCUGAGUCUCCGGUUGGAGAGCUGAGGUACAAACAUCCUGUCAAGAAAGUUUGGACGGGAGAGGUAGACGCCACCAAACCAAACGUUGCUUGCCCUCAAGUCCCUUUGAUAGGAUUCACUGUAGAAAUGGAAGAGACAGAGGAUUGUCUGUACUUGGAUGUCUUUGUGCCGUCACCACGGCCCAAUCCAGCGCCAGUGAUGGUGUGGAUUCAUGGAGGAGGGUUUUUCGCAGGUGCAGGAUCAGUACCUGAACAACUUCCUAUACCAUUAUCAUUUUAUGGAGAAGUCAUUGUCGUCACUUUCAAUUAUCGACUUGGAAUGCUGGGAUUCUUGAAUACAGGUGACGGAGAAAUUCCAGCCAAUCUUGGUAUGUUUGAUCAACGAGAAGCACUGAUAUGGGUUCAAGAAAACAUAGCAGCUUUUGGAGGUGAUCCAGGGCGUGUAACUAUAUUUGGUGAGAGCGCUGGAGGUGCGAGUGUUAAUUUUCAUCUUCUAUCACCGCUUAGUGCUGGACUGUUCAGAGGUGCUAUACUGCAGAGUGGGAACGCCCUUUUGAAUAUGGGUAAUACCGACCUCGUCGAGAAGACAUUCGAGUUUGGAAAAGGAGCCGGAUGUGACUUCAACAACAGCAAGGAUCUUGCGGAAUGUUUGAGAGGAAGAUCAUUGGAAGACUUGAAGGAUGGAUAUAUUAUUAUAAACGUGCAUCCAGGUCAUAUAGAACUCGCCCCCGUUGUGGAUGGGCACUUUUUAAAUGAUACACCACUCAAGCUGAUGCAGCAAGGACAUGUGAACGUUGAUAACGUCCUCCAUGGGGACUUACUCAACGAAGGGUCCUGUUUCACCAUCUUUACCGGUUUCGCUUCCACUGAAGACAUCCCUCCUCCUGUUUUAACUCUCGACGACUUCAAGAAUCAUCUUGCGAACUUCUUCAAGAUUGAUGAUCCGCUUAUUCUAGAUACGAUUGUCUUUGUGCUCUCUGACUCGGCACAUAUUACAGGAAAUAAAACUGACUAUUUUAAGGAGUUGGCAGACGCUUUCGAUUCUAUAAUCUCUUGCCCGAUCAAUCCGUUUUCCAAUCUGCUGUCAACGGCGGGUAAAACGGCCUACCGCUACACUAUGACACACGCCCCUUCUCACUCGGCCCUGGGUCCUCUGAAAUGGGCAGGAGCAACACAUGUAGAGGAUAUCCCGUACGUCUUUGGCAGUCCUCUACUGCGUGAGAGGGAAGAUGGUCCUAAAGGCAUGUCUGGGUUCUUCGAUGGGGCUGAGGAGGCGGCUUUGUCCAGACAGAUCAUGCGAUACUGGUCUAACUUCGCAAAAACAGGGAAUCCCAAUUUGUCAUCUCAAGAUCCAAAGGAAGUCAAUAACCCGCUCGAUCUUGAGGAAUGGCAACCGUUUACAAAUGAACAACCCUACUACAAAGAAUUGGAUUAUGGAUUCCCUACGAGGGAAGGUGUGAUGAAAGCCAAGGAGUGUCACUUCUGGACCACUAUCUUUCCAAAGAUGAUGGCCCAAUCAUUUGAGCUGUCGAUGCUGAAGACGAUGUUAGCCGACCAAGUAGCUGCUCAUAGCACUGGAACAUGCAAUGGUGAUUCUUGUCCGGAGGAGUGAUGUCCGAAAAGCUCUGUGGCGGGGCGGGGGCUGGGUGGGGACGGGGCAGGUGUGCAUGGAAGAGGAGGGGUGGUGAGUGGUGCCAGGUAAAGCUUUAAUUAGGAGGUAACACAUAAUUUAAAAACUCACACCCGCAAUGUACCAGCAGUUUACAUAAAUAUUUUUUUGCUCGCUCACAAAACUUUAGGAAUCCUGUCAAAAAAACGUCAGCCACACCCCCUACCCCCCCCCCC
Molecule: messenger RNA, 2258 nt
Organism: Strongylocentrotus purpuratus (purple sea urchin)
Lineage: Eukaryota; Metazoa; Echinodermata; Echinoidea; Camarodonta; Strongylocentrotidae
Product: cholinesterase 1-like
Exons: 9
Coding region: 226-2025 (599 amino acids)
Biological process (GO): choline metabolic process; acetylcholine catabolic process
Cellular component (GO): plasma membrane
Molecular function (GO): acetylcholinesterase activity
Source: RefSeq, a predicted model, not a curated record